AUGGCGAGCCUGUGGCGAGCGGCGAUGGGCUCGGCCCAACCCAGCGAAAACUACGACGGAGUGGAGUUUUGGGUCAACCCGGAACGGUGCGGUUGGCUGAUGAAGCAAGGCGAGUACAUCAAGACGUGGCGUCGCCGCUGGUUCGCGUUGAAACAAGGGAAGCUCUUCUGGUUUAAGGAAUCCGACGUCAACCGCGGUUCCAAGCCACGUGGAGUGAUCCCGGUGGCCGAUUGCCUCACAGUCAAAGGCGCUGAGGAUGUACUGAAUCGGCAGUUUGCUUUUGAAUUGUCCACUAGGUCAGAGACCAUGUACUUUAUUGCGGAUUCGGAGAAGGAAAAGGAGGAUUGGAUUAAUUCUAUUGGGCGUUCUAUUGUGCAGCACUCCAGAUCAGUCACUGAUAAUGAGAUUCUGGAUUAUGAUAGCCGGAAAUAA
Molecule: messenger RNA, 432 nt
Organism: Fraxinus pennsylvanica
Lineage: Eukaryota; Viridiplantae; Streptophyta; Magnoliopsida; Lamiales; Oleaceae
Source: the annotation of a GenBank genome assembly